Messenger RNA from Paralichthys olivaceus (Japanese flounder), 2738 nucleotides. RefSeq names its product F-box and leucine-rich repeat protein 6 (gene fbxl6). The record is from RefSeq and is a predicted model, not a curated record. NCBI's taxonomy places the organism in Eukaryota, Metazoa, Chordata, Actinopteri, Pleuronectiformes, Paralichthyidae. Gene Ontology annotation, cellular component: SCF ubiquitin ligase complex. Gene Ontology annotation, molecular function: protein binding.
UAAACAGAAGGCGGGCCGUUGCCGAUAUCUCCACCAAUCACAGAGCGGAGGAGAGAUGCAUUGUGGGACUUCUGGCUAGUUUGCGAGAGCUAGCAGCAGAUGCUGAUAUGUCGCUACUCUUCAGAUGUGUGGUUGUCUUGAAAUGAAGCUCACAAUAAAGACGAGAUAGCAGCACACGAUGGAUUCCUCUGCAGCGGAAGCUUCAACCCACAGUGAAAGAAAAGACGACACUGCACCAAGCACCUCAAAUAAAACCGCUCCAGGAGGAGAUGGACCAAAGUCAAAAAAGGCAUCUUUGAAGAGGAGCGCUGGUAAAAUAAAAAAUGCAAAAACAAAGAAGAGAAAAAAGGCACCAGUCUCCAGGUCUUCCCAACUUGGCUACACUGUCCAUCAAGGAGAAGAUAUGCUUCUGGUCAUAUCAAGUACCACUUCACAGUAUGAUGGUUCAGCCUGGAAGCCUCAAAAGAAGGGAGGCAAAAAGAAAAAGCUCGCUAAAGGAAAACUAAAAGCCAAAAAGAUAAAGAAAAAACCCACAGUCCGUGCCAAACCUAAACCGGCAAGUAAUCCUGUCACCAACACAGAAGAGGACAUUACUGUUUAUGUGCCACAGAAGGCAGCGGAUCACAGAUGGGGUGAAAGUCUACCUGAGGAGGUGCUAGUCAAUAUAUUUCAGAUGGUGGUCGUUCAAGACGGAGCUGUACCAUUCCUAUGCAGGGUGGGGAGAGUCUGUCGACUGUGGAACGCCGCAGCCUCCAGUCCGGUCCUGUGGCGUAAAGUGACUGUAGGUCACUGCUGGAUUGCACCAGGGAAAACACAGCUCCCUAAAACUGAGAAGAAGAUUAUGGAGACUUUUGACUGGCUGGCGCAAAACAGAUUUUCUCAGCUACGAGACUUUUCUCUCUGUCACUGGAAAAAGAACAUUAACUAUGCAGUAGAGGUUGUUUCGCAGUUCUGCCCUCACCUUCGCUCCCUCACACUCUCUUACUGCACAGGCCUGACAGUGAGUGCCUUCCAAAGCCUUGGUCUGCACAGCCGGUCACUACAGAGCUUAAAUCUUCAGAACUCAGAGUAUCAGGUUGAUGGACUCCUGGAGUACUUGGAGAAUCAUGGGAGCCAGAUCAAGCAGAUUUGGUUCACUCAUGGACUAAAGAAUGACAGACUUCUGACCACCAUCACUAGAGGGUGUUGUCCUGAAUUGGAUUUGCUUGAGGUCAACACAAGGCUCGACAGCAAAGACUGUGAACUCCCCAUUUGCAUCCAGGCUCUACAGACGGCAUGCCCGAAACUUAAGACCUUCCGUAUGCUGAAUGUCAGACCUCUGCAUAAGACAAUGCGUAAUGGUGCCGACUCAACGUCAGGGUUCCCUUUGUUGGAGGAGCUUUGCAUUGCAACCACAUCUUACUCCUACAUGACCGACAAAGACUUGUGGGACAUUCUCUUCAGCUCCACCAAGCUGCGGGUGCUGGACUUGCGAGGCUGUUCGCGAAUAACUCCAUCCGGCCUCGCAACAUUACCCUGUCCCGAGCUGGAGUGUCUGUUCUGGGGUCAGUAUUUCAGCAGCCAUAUCGGGUUGUCCUCACAUAAGAAGGGACUUCACGCAGUGACCCAAAAGUGGAGUCGGACUUUGCAACAGCUCGACAUUGCGAAUCAGCUCUUUAGUGAGGAGGACCUGGAGAUAGCAAUGAGUUACCUGGCUCAGGCUACAGAGGCGGAUACGCUGCGUUCACUAAACCUGAGUGGAACAAGGAUCACACCCCCUGCCCUCAGGUCAGUCGUCGGCCAGAUGUCUGCUCUUAGCUACCUCAACCUUUCAUCCUGCCGUUAUCUACCAAGAGGAGUCAAGAGAAUUUACCGUGGCCAAGAAGACAUUCGCCAGCUGCUGGACAAAUUGGAGUAGCUCUGGUAUUUAUUUGAUUCCAGCAAACAUGAACAUAUUUUACACUAGAAUGUCUUUACACUUAUUUGUAUAUACUGUUGUCCAAGUUAUAUGUUUUUCUCAUCCAUCCGGUUUUAUUGUAAAUUUUCAUUUGUAUGUACAUUUUUCACACUAAACGGAUGCAAAAGCAUUUUGUCAAUCCAGUGAGAAAACCUGCAGGUGCUACAUAAAUGUUAACAGCUCAGUCUGCAUGUUUUUUUAAAGACUGGAGUCAAAAGCUUUCGAACGCAUGUGUCCUGUUGUUAUUGAAAUGUACAUGUCUCUGUGUUUUCUUAAAUUAAAGCAUAUAAUGAAUAAAUCAUACUGUUUUACACUUUUACAUCCUCUGUCCACUUCAUCUCGAAUGAUUUUUGGGUUAAAGUGUGAAGAAGAUUCAGUUUGCUCCUAAAGUUUCCAAUUGUUACAGACUGAAAAAAAGGCCUAUUUUCUAUUAAAUUUACUCAAUGUUUAAUUUCUAUUUGGCGUUUUUGCCUUAAGCAGUUUACUCCUCACCUUUGUACCAAAACAUUUUAUUCAUUGGACUUGACCUGCUUAGAUUUCAAUGAAAUGGGAACGUCUGACCUGUCGUAUUUAAGAAUCAUCUGAAUUAUGGGACUUUUGAUUGUGUACGCCAGGAUUUUUUUAAUGUAAUUAUUUUAUUACUUCUUUCAUAAUUAAUUUAGACCAAGUUACAGUAAUUCCAGGCAAAAUUUGUCAAGAAAUAUUUGAAUAAAAACUACUCAAGUGUCCAUACCCCUCCACUAGGGAGUGUUGUUCUCUCAACUAAAUGUGCAUGAAGACCACCAGAAGCCUGUGUUAUAAU